AUGUCGCCUUACUGGUAUGCUCUGCGCCUCAUCCAGGCCUUUGAGGAUAGAAUCGUCGAAUCGAUUCUCCGCGUGCCAGGCUUCCACCGGGCCGUCGGCCGCAUCCAUCGCGCGAUCAACGAGAAACAGUACGGCCGGAAUCCACACGAGCCGCUGGCACCGGGAGAAGCUACAGGUGAAGAUUCUUUGACCCUAUAA
Messenger RNA from Trichoderma gamsii, 198 nucleotides. RefSeq lists its product as hypothetical. The coding region runs from base 1 to 198 and encodes 65 amino acids. Lineage: Eukaryota; Fungi; Ascomycota; Sordariomycetes; Hypocreales; Hypocreaceae. The transcript is spliced from 2 exons. The record is from RefSeq and is a predicted model, not a curated record.